AUGUUCGAGAACUUGUGCGCGCUCCCGGUGGAGCACGACAUCUUUGUGCAGGCGAUCCACCCAGAGGAGCCUAUCAUAUCGGUUGGCUUGGCUAGCGGCCAUGUGCAGACCUUCAGGCUGCCCUCGGGCGCAAGCGACGACGACGACAAUGACGAGACGAUAGCUUCCGAAAAGGGCUUCGGCACCAUAGACAAGCUCUGGGACACACGGCGACACAAGGGCAGCUGUCGGACACUCGGAUACAGCGUCGAUGGCACGUCGCUUUACUCGGCAGGCACAGAUGGCAUGAUCAAGGUCGCAGACUGCAUGACUGGCCAGGUCACGGCCAAGAUCUGUGUACCGCUGGAUCCCGCGAAUGGCGGCAUCGAUGCGCCUACCCUCGUCUACGGGCUCUCACCGCAAUCCCUCAUCCUCACCACCGACUCGGGCUCACUGCACAUCUACGACAUUAGGAACCUCAAGGGCGGCGAGAAAGUCUCCCUAAAGCCCGAGAACACACACCGCCCCCACGACGACUACGUCUCCUCCCUCACACCUCUACCGCCCACGCAAGCGAGUACCAGCGGCUGGGCCAAGCAAUGGGUCACAACGGGAGGAAGCACACUGGCCGUCACGGAUCUGCGAAGAGGCGUCAUGGUCCGGAGUGAGGACCAGGAAGAAGAGCUGCUCAGUUCGUGCAUCGUGACUGGUCUACCAAAGAAGGGCUCAAGCGUAGGCGAGAAGGUCAUUGUGGGUGCAGGCGACGGUGUUCUAACACUCUGGGAGCGCGGAGUCUGGGAUGACCAAGAUGAGCGCAUCAUCGUCGACCGCUCUAAGGGAGGCGGCGAGAGCCUCGACUCCCUCACUGUCGUACCAGACGGCGUUGGACCUGGCGGAAAGCACAUCGCCGUAGGCCUGGGCAACGGAGACAUUCGCUUUGCCAAGCUCGGCCCGAAUAAGGUUGUCGCAGAGCUCAAGCACGACGAGCUGGCCAAGGAGAGCGUCAUUGGUCUGGGUUUCGACGUCACCGGCCGCAUGAUCAGCAGUGGUGGAAAGACCGUCAAGGUCUGGGGCGAGCAGACCUGGCAGGACGUGGACGAAGACGACGAGGAGACCACUAACGGCAAGCGAGAUCACGAAAGCGAGGACAGCGACGAUAGCGAUAAGGACAUGGACGACAGCAGUGAGGACGAUGAGCCCAAGCAGACGCGCAAGAGGAGAAAGAAGGGCAAGGGCGGACAAGCCAAGGGCCAUGGCAUCACGCAGUUCUUAGGACUGGAUUGA
This is a messenger RNA of Alternaria infectoria, 1263 nucleotides long. RefSeq names its product WD repeat-containing protein jip5 (gene JIP5). The record is from RefSeq and is a predicted model, not a curated record. The transcript has 2 exons. Gene Ontology annotation, molecular function: protein binding. Bases 1 to 1263 code for a protein of 420 amino acids. NCBI's taxonomy places the organism in Eukaryota, Fungi, Ascomycota, Dothideomycetes, Pleosporales, Pleosporaceae.